Scedosporium apiospermum is the source of this 3423-nucleotide messenger RNA. RefSeq lists its product as uncharacterized. Gene Ontology annotation, cellular component: nucleus. Lineage: Eukaryota; Fungi; Ascomycota; Sordariomycetes; Microascales; Microascaceae. Gene Ontology annotation, molecular function: histone binding. Gene Ontology annotation, biological process: DNA damage checkpoint signaling; positive regulation of transcription by RNA polymerase II. The transcript has 4 exons. Bases 1 to 3423 code for a protein of 1140 amino acids. The record is from RefSeq and is a predicted model, not a curated record.
AUGAGCCAAAUCGAGGCAGACAGUUACGAGGUCGUCCUCGUACCGGACGAAUCGCAGGAGAGCCAGAACCUGCUGCAGCGAUAUGUCAGCGAGUUUGGCAUCCCUGGUUUUGGUCUGAAUUUGCCUAAGGCCCGAUAUGAUGGCCUGAAAGAAGGUGCUGAACCUGUGACAAAGCCAGGCUCUGAGAUCACAUCUGCAGUGGAAUCAUCUCGCGAUGUGAAACUGAGAUCCUCCCACUUUCCGACCUCGCCAGAACCACAACCGAUUUCCAUCCCUUCUUCUUCUCCGACGAGUCAACGCGCCGAGACGACAGCCGAGAAUCGCGACCAGAAUCGACGAUCCCAUCAUCUCGAUCCCGAUCAUGUCCACAACCCCGUCAAAUUCCCUGCACCCGCGCGAGCAAUAACUCGAAUAAUGGACAUAUCAGAGUCCCCCACACAAGCGAACGAUGACCGCGACUACGAGACGGAGUGUCAUCUACCCCUCGAUACGACCGAUCCGCUCACGUCUCCUGGCAACCACCAUGGCACGAAUCAAUCGGACGCGGACGAGCUUCGAACCCUCCAAGAGGGCGAUACCGGGGCCGUCAACUUUGUGCCCCUCAGCCAAGAUGGCAAGGACAUGUCUCAAGAGUCUGACAUCUUGUCGCCAUUCGCCGAGAAUCCCAUCCUGCAACGGGGCGAUUGGCGCGGCCAAAGGGCAUCCCAGCGACUGGGAACCACACCCGCCCGUCCCUCGACAAUGGCAGCUCCUCCCGAAACCCCCGCUGGUCCCGUCAACCCAUUCGGCGCACGACAGCGACCCGCAUCCGUCCUACGCGCAACCCAGUUAUUCAAUGCAACCCAGUUUUCAUCGGGAGGCGUGAAGAAGUUUAGUCCGACUUCCUCUCGACCAUCCCCCCACGCAUUCCACCAGACAUUUCCUACCGACACAUCCCCGGCUGGACUUUUGACGUCUCCUCUAAAGAACCGUACGACCUCCUCACCAUCCAUCUUUCGAAAGAGUAGCCCGCCGCGUGUUCAGAUUCCUAGUACGUCUUUUGCCGAGCUACCGCCGUCCCGAUCGCCUCCCCACCAGUACUCUUCUCGAGACGAGGAAGCCAUACCGGAAUCGCCGCCGGGCGAUCCGGACCCGUCGCCACCUCGGAAGCGCCAGAGACAAGAGCUUCUGGAAGAUUACGAACCAGUGGCGGUUUCCCAGCAGCGCAAGUUGAUGAGCGACGAACUGAACAAGGUUUCGGACUCGGAUUCCGGCGAGGACGAUGAUCUACGGCGCCGGCGACUUGCGAGACAGAAGCGAGAACAGGCUGAGCGACGACUUAAUGAUAUCUCGUUUGUACCUCCGCCAAGGGACACGGCGACAAAUGCCAGAUCGCUGAGGAAGCGGAACACGCGUCGAGGCGGGCGGUUGUUCACCAAUGAAGCGAACCUCGAUGAUGAGCGGAACGAGCUGGCUAGCCGGCGACGACCAUCAUCUGCAUCGGGUCAACCUUUCGAAACCCCUUCUAAUGUUAGGUUCGCUUCUGUCCCUCCACAGGAGCAUAGUUCAAUUGACAAUCGCCGGAAUAUGACUUCGCCAGCAGAGGCUCAAGAACAGAUCCCCCCGACGAGUUCACCCUUGGUAGCUCAGGCGCCGGACCUUGAACCUUCGGAACGUUCUUCCCCUCCACUCAAACCUCAACCUCCGGAAUCUAGCAACACGCCCUCUUCGGUUUCGCUACCUGUCCAAUUACCACCAUCUUCACAGGUCUCGAAGCGCAAAUACGGGUUCCGUCGCGUAGCGGGGAGGACGAGUAGUAAGAUGCUGGUUCCCGAGUCACCCAUGGUAGUGCCCGAGUCGGAUCUUGCCCAGGGACAGGGAGGGGUUCCCAUAAGUGGCGGCGAGGGUGAUGAGGACGACGAUACUGUCUUAGCGCCGGAUACUAAUUCCAGGGCCACGACUCGAAGCCGGUCACCUGUGCUUGAUGAUCUUCCUCCCACGCAACCGCCUCCCCCGGCCACCCAGACCGAGACUCGCGAGAGCCGGCAAGAGGAGGAUACUGUUGUUGAAGAGCCUGAAGCCGUCCAAACUGUACCCGACUCAGCCCACGGUGCGCCGAAGAAGCCCCCAUCACCCCUCAGCAACCUCUCAUCGACCCCCUCCCUACCGCAUUCCCCGCGCGAGACAACAUCAUCUACGUCGCGACCAGACCUCUACGAUCUGCCCACCUCCUCAGCCGCAGAGCUCCCCCCUCCCAAGAGUGUGCGGGCACCACUCCUGCGAAAGACAUACUCCAAAGUCCGCCGCACACUUCGAAUGACGAGAACUGCCAUCGCAUCUUCUCGGCAGCAGCAUCACGACAGGUACGACCCGGGAUCUACAGAUGAACUCGCCAAAUCGCCUUCAAGAGGAACAUUCAACAGUAGUAUGUUGAUCUCCAGGACUAGCGUGGGAAGAUCCGGACGACUCAGCGACAGCAGCAUGAGAGGAAACCAACUCCUCUUUGAUAACAUGGCGUUUGCCAUUUCGUUCCAAGCUAGGCGCGACGACGAGACUGAGGACGAGUACCGCGAGAGGUGCAGCAUGAGCGAAGAGCUCUGCGAUGUCGUUUCCAGAGCCGGUGGAAAGAUCCUCGCCAACGGGUUUAACGAACUUUUGGACCCGGCUACCUUGAAGCAAUGGCCUGUGGUUCAAUCUAGCGGACAUGGAGGGGCGGCGAGCAAUGACGAAUCCGACUUUACGCUCGAACUUGGACAGCAGGCCAAGGGGCUAGGCUUCACAGCUCUGCUGGCGGAUGGACAUUCACGAAAGGUCAAGUACAUGCAGGCGCUCGCGCUAGGUCUUCCCUGCCUCGCAUACCAGUGGGCCACGGCGUGUCUCGAGAAGGGUGAGAUCCUCGACUGGUCACCCUACCUCCUCUGCGCGGGCCAAUCCGUCUGCGUCGGCAACGCCAUCCUCUCGCGGCACCUGGUCCCGUACUCCGCCAUCGGCGCGGCGCUCGCGGACGUCGUCUCCCAGCGCACGGAGUUACUCGGUAGCGAUCGGAUCCUCCUCGUCAUGAAGAAGUCGCGGGUGGAGGAGACGAAGAUGGCGUAUCUACUCCUCGCGCGCAUCUUGGGGGCUAGGCUCAUACGCGCUUAUAAUAUCCGUGACGCCAGGAAUGCUCUUCGGCGGAGCGAGGCGCGCGAUCAGAAGUUUGACUGGGUUUACGUUGAUGAAGAGACGGGCUCAGUUGAGCAGCUUUUUAGCGCCAAGGCGCCUGAAGAGAAGACGGCUUCGAAGAAGAAGAGGAAGAGGUCGGGCGGUGGUGGGAGUCAGGUGGCGGCGGAGCAGGAUGGUCCGGCGCCGGGGAGGGUGCGGUGUCUUAGUAACGAGCUUGUUAUACAGAGCUUGAUUAUGGGGCGGAUCAUUGAUGAGGACGAGAGGGCAUUUACUUCUCUUUGA